This is a messenger RNA of Oreochromis niloticus (Nile tilapia), 2680 nucleotides long. It is a transcript of the gene mtmr9, whose product is annotated as myotubularin related protein 9. The record is from RefSeq and is a predicted model, not a curated record. Gene Ontology annotation, biological process: phosphatidylinositol dephosphorylation; negative regulation of autophagy. NCBI's taxonomy places the organism in Eukaryota, Metazoa, Chordata, Actinopteri, Cichliformes, Cichlidae. The transcript has 11 exons. The coding region runs from base 143 to 1792 and encodes 549 amino acids. Gene Ontology annotation, molecular function: protein phosphatase binding. Gene Ontology annotation, cellular component: cytoplasm.
AGUCACUUCCCGUUUUAGACGAGAAUUGCGGAAUUUGGGAUGCAGAACUGAGCCGAGAAAAGCCGGUUGUUUCCAGUCGGCGUGUUUUUCUUAACGUACCAGUAUCGCCCUGCGACCAAAUAAAAGAAAACAUUGUCAGAUUAUGGAGUUUGCAGAGCUGAUAAAGACACCCAGGGUGGACGGGGUUGUCCUACACAGGCCUUUCAUGCCUACUGUGGAGGGGACUCUGUGUUUGACUGGUCAUCACCUGAUUCUCUCCUCCAGACAGGACAACACGGAGGAGCUGUGGCUGCUUCAUUCAAACAUUGACUCGAUAGAGAAGAGAUUUGUGGGGUCUUUGGGGCACAUCACUGUCAAAUGCAAAGACUUGAGAAUGAUUCAGCUUGAAAUCACUGGUAUGGAGGAGUGUCUCAACAUUGCCAGUUCUAUCGAGGCUCUGUCGACUCUUGAUUCAGUCUCCCUGAUGUACCCUUUCUUCUACCGGCCUAUGUUUGAAGUCAUAGAGGAUGGAUGGAAUUCAUUUCUUCCCCAGAAUGCCUUUAAAGAUUUGGAGUCCAUGACAGAUGAGUGGAGGCUGAGUGAGGUCAACAAAGACUUCAGCUUGUGUCCGUCAUACCCCCCACUAGUAGCAGUACCCAAAGAUGUUGAUGAUGAAACGCUGAAGAAAGUAGCUACUUUCCGUCACGGUGGCCGUUUUCCAGUACUUAGCUACUAUCACAAGAAGAACGGCAUGGUGAUGAUGCGAGCAGGACAGCCACUGACAGGCACCAAUGGGCGACGGUGUAAGGAGGACGAGAAGCUGAUCAACGCCACUCUGCGGCCAGGAAAGCGUGGUUACAUCAUUGAUACACGCGCUAUCAAUGUUGCUCAGCAGGCCAAAGCCCGAGGUGGAGGGUUUGAGUUGGAGGCCAACUACCCACAGUGGAGGAGGAUCCACAAGGCCAUUGAAAGGUAUAAUGUCCUUCAGGAGAGCCUGAUUAAGUUGGUGGAGGCAUGUAACGACCAGUCCCACAGCAUGGACCGCUGGUUAAGCAAGUUGGAGGCUUCCAACUGGCAAACUAAUGUCAAAGAGAUCCUCACCACUGCCUGCUUGGCUGCCCAGUGUAUUGACAGGGAGGGAGCGUCAGUGCUUGUUCACGGUACAGAAGGGACAGACUCCACCCUGCAGGUCACCUCCUUGGCUCAGAUCAUCCUGGAUCCCGGCUGCAGGACCAUUAAAGGCUUUCAAAGCCUGGUAGAGCGGGAGUGGCUCCAGGCUGGUCACCCUUUCCAGCAGCGCUGUGCCCAGUCUGCCUUCUCCAACAGCAAGCCUCGCUAUGAGGCCCCUGUCUUUCUUCUCUUCCUGGACUGUGUGUGGCAGAUCCUUCGCCAGUUUCCCUGCUCCUUUGAAUUCAACGAGAGUUUCUUGGUACUGCUCUUCGAACACGCCUACGCAUCUCAGUUUGGGACGUUCUUGGGCAACAGUGCAGCUGAGAGAGCCAGACUGUGCUUGCCUGAAAAAACUGUGUCCCUUUGGUCAUGGGUGAAUCGGCCCCAGGAGCUGGAGCGUCUGACCAACCCACUUUACGAGCCCAACAGUCUUGUGAUCUGGCCCUCUGUGGCCCCUCAGAGUCUGCUGCUGUGGGAAGGAGUGUUCCUUCGUUGGAACCGCUCCUCCAAGUGUCUGGAUGAGGCCUAUGAGGAAAUGGUUCAUAUAAUUGAGUACAACAAGGAGCUUCAGACCAAAGUAAACAGCCUGCGCAGGCAGCUGGCCCAGCUUGAAACUGAAGACCCUCUGCUGCAUACGCCAUAGAGAGAGAGAGAGAGAGAGAGAGAGAGAGAGAGACCUCUAAAAGUAAACAAGGUGGUACAUACAAACAAUCACAGACAUCCCAGCUUUAGCCUUAAACUUUUUUCUUCCCCUUUUUAAAACAUAAUGUAAGAAAACAACAUUAUUGUCAAGUUAUUCUUUAGAGAAUGAACGCGACUAAAUGAACUUCAAUUUUGACACUUUAAUGAAAAACAUUUCUAUCAUGGUGACUCAUUGCAAACUACACUCAAGUAAGAGGAAAACAUUUAGAAACAAAAGCGCCAUCCUCAUUAGCCAUUUCUCAGAAUGCAGAUAAAAGCUAAACCUCCCUUAUCUCACUGUGGUCUAAUAUCAGCGUACAGCCAGACCUCCACAUGCCUACUGCUCAUUCCUAUAGAUUGUGCUGUGACUGGGCGGCUGAUUUCACUGUUGCCAAGCCUCUUCAAACACCCACACUCGUACUUGGCGGCUUCCAUUUCUAUACACACGAUGUGUAAAAACGACAUUGUGGACCCUUCUGUGCUUCUCAGCACUGAUCUUGUGUAGUAGAGGAUUAAAGGGGCAUUUUAAGGACAGCUGGAAAAUAAAGUGUCUCAUUUGCUACAGGGUUCACAUAUUCCAUAAAAGUUGUGCUGAAUGUGCACACCAUUAGACCGCUGCAGAGUAACUAUGGCAACAUAUAGGGUGCUGUAAUUCAGCAUGUGCUUUUGCUGCACAUUGAGAUGACAUACUAAGCGUAGGUAGGGUCAGGCCAGUGAGGAGGGAGGUUUGUAUAAUAUGUAAAAUAUCAGAUCAGUGCUUGACAUUCCAGUGAGUAUCACAGCCAGAAUUUACACAAACGAUUUGAUGUAACCACAUCUAACAAUAGGUUAGGUUGCUGAGCAUCUCUGA